Molecule: messenger RNA, 1320 nt
Organism: Boeremia exigua
Lineage: Eukaryota; Fungi; Ascomycota; Dothideomycetes; Pleosporales; Didymellaceae
Exons: 1
Coding region: 380-1228 (282 amino acids)
Source: RefSeq, a predicted model, not a curated record
UGGCCUCGCACGUGGGUGGCCGGAUUGCAAGGGCUGGCGGGCGGCCAAGUGCCAAUUUGUGCGAGGCAGCUUGUCGUCGAGGCACUGCUGGGGAGAGGCCAAUGGGGUGCGCGGGCGCGAGCAAGGCGUGGCUGGAUGCGGUUAGUGGGGUGCUGAUCUGCGCUAUUGUGAGGUGCCAGAUCUUGGGACUUGGGGGAGUGGUUCGAGGAUAAUGGGUUUAUUUCGGGGUGCUACAAGUAGUAGAUAUGUUGGUGCGAGCCGGGGAGUCAGGGAAGACGCCUGCUGUACGUUGACAUUUACGACUUUACGCCAGCCUUGCCCUUUGAUAGAGCUCGAAUACACGUAUUCUUUGUGCUUGAGUUGAUAUCAGACACUCGAAAUGACUUCGACGACAACUGAUCCCACGGUCCCGCUUCCCACUGCAACGGAUAUCGACGACGACGACGAUGAUGAUGACGUUGUGCCGCCGCCAGCUGCGACACCACCUCCAGCUCAGACAACCCUUCCUCCUGCUUCGGCUCCUCCUCCCGCAGAGACGGCCCCUGCAGUUUCAACACCACCCGUUCCUGGUAGUGCAUCGGGUUCCGGAACCCCCGGUAUUUCAAAUAGCAUCGCUUCAUCCACAGCAACAGGGGGCCUCCCCAGUGGUUCACCAUCUAGUCUCAACCCCCCGAACGACACCAAUGGCGGUGGUAGUGGACUGAGCACCGGUGCAUCGGCAGGCAUCGGAAUUGGUGUAGCCUUGAUCGUGUGUCUUGCCGCAUUCGGCAUGUGGUUCUUCCUGCGCCGUCGCAAAGCGCGUCGGACAAAGACACGCUCAACGUCCAUCAACAGCUCAGACGAAGAGCACGGUUCCAAGGCACAAAGGCAAAAGUCCGAGAUCUAUGCGUAUCGCGCGGGCGCGCCGGCGGAGGUCUCAGGCGACGAGAAGCCGAGGCGUUGGAGCGAGUUGGAGAGUCCGACCUAUGUGGCAGAGGCAAGUGACGGACAAGUGUUCCGUGCUGAGCUGCCGGGAUCUGUGGUACCUGUUCUUGCGGCGGGGAAGGGGAUGGAUGAGAGGCUAUUCGCGGACGCUCCGAUUGAUGAGGUUGAUGAGCCGGUCGAUAGCCAGGAGAGAACUGUGGAUAAGAAGAGGGACGAACGCUUGUUUUCUGAUCCGCCUAUCGACGAGGGGACCAAUACCCUGAUUGAUCAUCCAUCGCCAACGCCCAGGGAGAAGAAGGGUUGAAUACGAGGCUGCCGACUUGGGUCUUCUGUAACGUUGUGGUGCCCUAUAGGGCUAUAUAUACUUCAAGCUGGCGCAUAACCGGCAGCGGCGUU